AGUCCAUGAUCUUCAUUCCCCUUGGUCUGAUUCUGAGGCUGUUCAUCUCCCUGGUUUGCUCCCCGGGGGAUAUGGCGAGCCAAAGAGCAUCUGUGCUCUCCUCUGGGGCUUGCUGCCAUGGGGGCAACCUGGUCCCAGCUUGCCUCACUUGUGUUUGCCCCUGCAGCUGGACAUGCCUGGGGACAUGCCCCUGCUGGUGCCACCUGCACGAGGCAGGAGCAGGGCUGGGGCUGGGGCGCUGACACUCUUCCUGCCAGGAGAGCUGCUAUCAGACCAUCUUCACCUGCAGUCAAACAGCGCAGGUUUCCCCUGGUUUCUCUUUAUCACAUUGUCAAGUACCCCAUACACAAUCAUAUUAACAGUGACAGCUAGAGCCCACACAAAGCAUAUUUCUGCAUUUAGGUUCCCAGUUUUAAUCAGGGAAUAGCAAUUGGUACAUUCCUGAUCUGGAGACAGGUUGAAGGCAGCAGGGUGUAGUCAUGAGUGAGCACUUCCCUGUCAACGAGCAGGGUACAGCCACCAACUGUCUGUUCAUGCUGUGUGUACUCCCUCACACAGCAGCCGUUCUCAGAAUUGUAUUGCGGGGACUUCGCUGCGGUUUAUUCACCAUCCACAUAUAGGGCCGCAACGGUAAUAACGUAAUGUAUGAAGUUGAAAUGGUUCCUGGCACAAUGGCUGCUAAAAGGAUCAUUAUUCACAGAUUUCUCAGAUCUCUUUUGUUCUGGACACCCUCACAUCCCUCUCUGAGCAGGGGUGCAGUUUCAUUCUCUUUAAACCAGUCCCCCAUAAACAGUUUCUAACCGUUUGCAGAGUCUGAAGGGUUUGUGCCCACAGGUCUGGCACACACAGUCUAUGGGAGCUGUGCUAUAAGCUCCAAUAAGAUGUUUGUUGGAGUGUUGUCCUGGUUUCCCUCGGUGAGGUUGGUGCAAUAACUGAUCACUGCAGUUAUGGGAAAAGCCUGUUUACUGGCCCAUCGUCACAGGGCUCGCACUCCAAGCAUGUUUCCAGAUGAGUUCACUGGCCUGAACGUUUCCCCCUUAGCUCAAUAGGACUUUCCAGAGCUCGCUGCAAACAUCACCCCCUCCCCCAAGCUGCUCUCUGAGCAAUCACAGGCGCUGGUCCCAGCCAGCAUCUUGCAGGGUGAUUUAUUUCAGCCAAGCUUGCCUUUGCCCGCACCAGGUUUCAUUAUCUGCAAUUCCGGGAGGUCACAGCGAUUACGGGAAAAGCCUGUUUACUGGACCAUCAUCACAGGGCUCGCACUCCAAGCGUGUUUCCAGAUGAGUUUACUGGCCUGAACGUGUCCCCCCGGCUCAACAGGGAUUUCCAGAGCUCACAGGAAACGCCCCACACAGCUGCUCUCUGAGCAAUCACAGGCACUGGUCCCAGCCACGGCCCCACACAACUGCUCUUGGCCCCAGCCCAAACUGAUCAAGACCGCCACAGUGACGCUGCCCCAGGAAGGCACGGGGGAACAACAGGGCAUAGGCACCAAUGGGGCGCACACACACACGCGCACCGUUGUCACAACAUAGGCUGCCUGAGGAGCGGGCACUGAGCCUCUCCAGUCGCGCCUCCUGGGCCCUGCACGGUUUGUGUCUGUAACAGAAGUGCUGUAACAGAUCCACACAUCCGUGUCAGCCAAUGGGAAAUCGGGCAGAAAUCAUCCCGCUCUGCACCGAGGGGAGUCACGCUCUAACAGUUGGUCUCUGGUAAUAUGGGCAAACGUCCGUGAUGGUGCCAAGCGUCCUGCCUAGAGCAAGCAAACCUUCCAGCCCUGAGCAGAGACUGCCUGGGCCAAGGUUACUCUGCUCCAGAGCCAAAGCGGCGACAAGGGUUGGGCUGAGAGAACAAAGUCCCUGACCCUGCACGGCCCCAAUUUGUGUCAGCACUCCUCAGAGGAGCUUCCAUGCUGGCAGGGCUCUGCCAGGUGAUCUGGGACUGGUGGCAUGCAGACUGGGACAUCUGAGGCCUGCAUAGAGCACAGCGGAGGCAAGAGUCAGCCCUGUGCUCCCCAAACUGCUGCGCGUGUUGUGGGGGAGCAGCGGCCAUGGAGAGGGGACUGGGAGACAGAAGGGAGAUGGACCCCAGGGAAGAGGAGGUGCAAGGAGGGACAUGCAUGAGAAGGAUCUCACACAGGCUCACACUGAGGGUGAGCUUCUGGUUGAUGCUGCAAGCACUACCUUGCAACACACUUGCACAGGUACCCAGCCCUUGUACCCCUGGCUGCAGGGGGGCUGUGGGCAUAGGGACAAUCCAGGAGGAGAGCUUUGGGUGUCAGCUCUCAGAGAGGCUGAGGGGCCACAGGAGCACAGCCCUCUCCAGCACACCUCAAGCCACCCUGUCCCAGCACUGUGAGGCAAUAGCUGUGGGUGUGAGCACCCGGUGAGGGGACAAAAAAUCCCCAUCCCAAGAGGGGAAGUGCAGAAGCAAGGGCAGACCCAAGCUGGCCACAGGGCAGGAGAGUGGGCAGUGCAACUGGGGUAGCGGAGUGGGGGCCAUGCAGAAGGGCUAGGCACCAAACACAGCAGCAUCCCAGAGGCACACACGGGUGGGUCUUCUCGGGUCACACCAGCAGAUGCUGGCCCUGACAUGUUUCCCGUGGGCUCUGACGACAGCAGCCGCAGCCUUGGAGCUCUUGGGGCUGCAGCUCGUCCACAAACCCCUCCAGCGCUGCCACAGCCGAGUCCUCCUCUUCCUGGUGUGCGCCCUGCCCCGCAGCCCUGCGCCUCCCUUCGCGCUCCCUCCUCUCGCAGCUGCCGCUUGUGCAACUUCCUGCGGAGCUAAACCGAAAGCAGUGCAGGGGCCGGAGCCGCUCCCGUGCGGGGACGCAGCGCUCCCGGACUGGCAGCGCCUCCUGAGAGCUCUGCAGGGCUGCCAGGAGACGUUGCUCUCUCAGUCUGAAACGGGGUGCUCUACAGUGCCUGGAGACGCAGCUAUGUGCGAAGACAAGCAAGUAAAGGAGACAGAGCUAAGGCUGGUGCUUGUUGGUAAAACCGGAGGUGGGAAAAGCGCGACGGGAAACACCAUCCUCGGGAGGAGAGCAUUUGAGUCACGUCUAGGGGUGCAGGCAGUGACGCAGAGGUGCGCAAGCGCGAGUACUGUCUGGCAGGGCAGGAGGGUUUUGGUCACAGACACGCCUGCCAUUUUUGACACGCCGAGGUGCAGCAAGGAAUCGUACCAAGAGAUUGCACGUUGCCUGCUGCUGUCUGCACCAGGUCCUCAUGUGCUGGUGCUGGUGACCCAGCUGGGCCGGUACACAGAGGAGGAUGAGGUCGCUACAAAGCAAGUCUGGUGCAUCUUUGGGCAUGAGGCCAUGAAGCACACGAUUGUCCUCUUCACCCGGAAGGAAGACUUGGGGGACGGCUCCCUACAUGAGUACGUGACGGACACUGACAACACAGCUCUCCAGAGACUAAUUCGAGACUGUGGAGACCGGUACUGUGCUUUUAACAACACGGCAACUGGAGCAGAACAGGACACCCAGGUCAGAGAACUGCUAGAGCUCACUCAGAGGGUGGUAAAGGGGAAUAUAAAUUCUUAUUACACAAACAAACUCUAUUCCCAAGCCACGUUGGUCCUCAGUGGGAAUGAGAGAGAUUUUGAAGAAAAAUGCAGAGUCUUUGGAAAGCUAGUGGAGCAACAGCUAAACACCCAGAAAGCCUCAUGGGGGGCAGAUUGCUGUUGCAUGGUGGGUCGGGUGGCAAGAGCAGUGUACAACAGUCCAUGGCUAGAUUGUUAUUGCACACUUAAAAUGAUUCUGUGGGUUGUACAUUUUAUAUGUCGGGUGUCUUCCUGGGGAUGGAGGCAGGUUGUAUCACUGUAUAUUCGCUUCUUUGGUUAGCAUUGGAUGACUUUAUAUUGUCUUACUUUUUCCCUGGUAAUUGCACCAUGUUGCUUAAUAACACAGUUGAUUUCCAUUGUAGCGCUGUUGAAGUCUUUGUUCUGUGUUAUGGCCUAAGACUCUGUUAGUAUAAAACAAAUGCACAAAGUGA
Struthio camelus australis is the source of this 3992-nucleotide messenger RNA. NCBI's taxonomy places the organism in Eukaryota, Metazoa, Chordata, Aves, Struthioniformes, Struthionidae. The record is from RefSeq and is a predicted model, not a curated record.